UACCCACACAGUGACACACUACACACAACACUGAGUAUACAAACAACCCGAGGAGAAAUAUUGCUAAGUUUUAUGUACAGACUAAUGACCCUUCACUAAUCACAAAAACUUUCACAGGUAGACACAGAAUUAUGCCAGCAUAAAGUCACACCCACCUUACCUGGACAUACUACGCAAUUUCUUAACAGAACAAACCCUCACAGAUUAGUGCACUUAUACGUACACAGUUAGUUGUGUUGCUUCUUUUAUACAAAACCAUAUGGGGACAGAAGAGGAUUUACUGAAAAUGUGCAGGAGGCUGGAGAAGCGGAUCAGCGAGCAAAGCACGGAUCGUAUUCUGGAUCUGUUAAAGGAACUGCAGAGAUUUCAAAUGACUGUCUCCCUCCUGAGGAGCACUAGGAUUGGAGUGACUGUGAAUAAAUUAAAGAAGCAAAGCAAGGUCCGAGAGAUUGGAGAACUUGCCAAAGUCAUCAUAAGGGAUUGGAAAAGUCUGCUGGAAUCCUCAUACAAGAACAAUGGAGCUUCAGCUGGUGCAGUUAUGCAUUCUCCCACCAAGGCUGAACCUGAAAAAAAGCAGAAAGAAGAAAAGAAGUUACAUUUGAAAAGGCUCCCCCCUGCUACACAUAAGAAUGUACACACUGAGAAAGGAAGUGACUGCCCUGAAAGUGAUUCUCCAACUCAGAACCAACAAAAGACUUCCAAGGACUCAAAGCUGAAACGAAGCCAUUCAGCUGAUGUUCAGUCUUCAUCCCAUAUUUCUAAGAAGCUAGAAAGGCGACUCUCUUUAAACACUUCACUGCCAUCAUCAUCUGGUUCUAAAGCUGUCAGUAGCAACAAAGAGGAAAGGAGAAAUUCCAUGUCUUCACCAACUUCGUCAGGUCGUAAUGGAUCCAGCACUCCUUCUACAAACAGCAAAGAGAGACAUUCCAUGUCUUCUCCAACUUCGUCAGGUCGCAAUGGAUCUAGCAAGCCUUCUACAAACAACAAAGAGGAAAGACCCAGUGCUCCAUUGUCAUGUUCCCCCACUUGUAGUAGUCCUCCUUCAUCUGCUCUUCUAUCAACCUGUUAUGUGACAGGUGAUUCUGUGAGAGACAAGUGUGUAGAGAUGAUAGCAUCUGCCCUGAAAACUGAUGACGACUAUAAAACUUUUGAUGAAAACUGUGAGAAAAUUGCAUGGGAAAUAGAAGAAUGCAUAUACAAAGAAAUGAAAGCCACAGAUAUGAAGUACAGAAACAGGAUCAGGAGUAGAAUUAGUAACCUGAAGGAUCCAAAGAAUCCCAAUCUUAGACGUAACGUACUGAGUGGAAUGGUAUCUCCACAGAACAUGGCAACAAUGACAGCUGAGGAAAUGGCAAGCGAUGAACUGAAGGAACUUAGGAACACACUGACAAAAGAAGCUAUCAGAGAACAUCAGAUGGCAAAGACAGGAGGCACUCAGACAGACUUACUGCAAUGUGACAAAUGUAAGAAGAAGAACUGCACCUACAACCAGGUGCAGACACGCAGUGCAGAUGAGCCAAUGACAACUUUUGUGUUAUGCAAUGAAUGUGGACAUCGUUGGAAGUUCUGCUGAUCUAUGGCUCCCAGUGACAUGAAUGGUCUUCCCUGCUCUGUAAAUAUCCCAGGAUCAACACUGUUUGCUUCAAGCUCGUCCUUCUCUCACACUUUCAUCCGUAUAUUUACCCAUCAAGUCUAUUGCCUAUGUUUUAUAGCUUUUUUUAUAGAGAAGAGUGACAUAACAUUUGUAGAGAUGUAAUUACCGUAUAUGGAAAUGGUGACAUAUGAGGUGGUACAGCUGCAGUCACAGAUAUCAAUUGAUUGAUUUUUUUGUAUCUCUAUGUAUAUUCCAAAUGUGUUCUCACCCUCCAAGACGUAAUGGCGAGUUUACCUGGGGCAUAGUCGGGCCGAUUAUCAGGAAAGAGCGUUGUUCCCAAUAAUCGGCCCUUGUAAAUGUGUCACUGAUCACUUAAUGAAUGAACCAAAUGCCCAUUCAUCGGGUGAAAUGGACAUUUAUGCAGACACCUAAAUCAUCUGUAUGACGACUAAAUAAAUCUGUAUGAGGAUGAGAGAUGGCAGUAGCCAUCGCUCGUCCCCGUGCAGUGGAGGAGAAUGCUGCCUGUAUGUAAAUGUAACUCUCAACUCCUCUGAUGAGCAGGCAGUUAUUGGGAAGGAACGGUCUCUUCCCAAUAAUUGCCUGCUCAGUCAGCACGUGUAAAUGAGCCUUUACUUUUGCAUACACUGAAAAGGAGCCUUUUAUCUUCAUCUGUGUCUAUAGGCACAGUAAUCAGUGCAACCAUUAAUUGCUUCACACCAUAGGAAAUAAAGUUUGGAUACAAAAUCUUGAAUGUCUUUUAACCCCUUAAGGACCCUGCCAUAUUUCACAUUAAGGACCAGGCCAUUUUUUGACCAGUGU
Messenger RNA from Bufo bufo (common toad), 2413 nucleotides. RefSeq names its product transcription elongation factor A protein 3-like. The record is from RefSeq and is a predicted model, not a curated record. Gene Ontology annotation, cellular component: nucleus. The transcript has 17 exons. Lineage: Eukaryota; Metazoa; Chordata; Amphibia; Anura; Bufonidae. Gene Ontology annotation, molecular function: nucleic acid binding; zinc ion binding. Gene Ontology annotation, biological process: DNA-templated transcription; transcription elongation by RNA polymerase II. Bases 260 to 1573 code for a protein of 437 amino acids.